Molecule: messenger RNA, 1326 nt
Organism: Tetrahymena thermophila SB210
Lineage: Eukaryota; Ciliophora; Oligohymenophorea; Hymenostomatida; Tetrahymenidae
Product: nucleotide-sugar transporter
Exons: 7
Biological process (GO): pyrimidine nucleotide-sugar transmembrane transport
Cellular component (GO): Golgi membrane; intracellular membrane-bounded organelle
Molecular function (GO): pyrimidine nucleotide-sugar transmembrane transporter activity
Source: RefSeq, a predicted model, not a curated record
AUGAUUAUAAAAUAUUUAGCUCCAGUUGGUAUGCUAGUAGGAGGAACAAUCUUAACCAUAGCAAGCUCAUUUUAGAAUAAAUAAGUCAUUGAUGGUUAAAAAUACUUCCAUCCAUUUAUUUAGACAUUUUGCUACUUCCUUGGUGAGUCAUUAUGCUACAUUUUCUACUUGCUUAGAGUUAAAAAGGGUAGUAAUCUAUAAGUAACAAAGCCAGUGUCUCAUAAUUUAUAAUUAGAUAUUUAACAAUCAUCAAAACUCCCUUUGUUUGGUUUGUAUCCUGCUGUUUUAGAUGGAAUAGCAAUGACCUUAUAGUAUUCAUCCCUCACUCUUGUAUCUCCUUCAGUUUAUUAGAUUUUAAGAGGGGGAGUUAUCAUCGUUACAGCUAUUCUAUCUGUAACAGUAUUGAAAAGAAAAUUAAAUGUACUAAAUUUAGUUGGCCUAUUUGUUGUGCUUUUAGGUAUAGUAAUAGUAGGAGGAGCUAAUUUAGCUUUUGGAAUACAGUAAAGCAAAGGCAAUACCCAAGAUAGUAAUGAUUAAGUAAUUGGGUAUACACUCAUUAUAAUUUCUCUUUUAGCGAAUGGAAUGCUUUUCAUCUAAGAAGAGAAAAUUAUAUCAACUCAUAAAAAUAUUAAUCCAAUUGAUCUAGUAGCAUUUGAGGGUGUUUGGGGAGUAAUAUAUUAUUUGGCAUUUUUGAUCAUAUUAAACUUGAUUCCUUGCAGUGGAAGAUUCUGUGUCUAUUAAAACAGUAGUUCCACCUAAGGAACAAUUGAGUCGAUUUUGGUAUUUUUCAAUCAACUUCGAUUAAACUCUCUCUUAUUGAUAUCCUAGCUAAUUGUCUUGAUCACAAUCGGAUUUUAUGCUUAUUCUGCUGUGAGUGUUACAAAAAAUCUCUCAGCAAUGGCAAGAUCUUUAAUAGAUGUAUCCAGAUGCUUAGUAGUAUGGAUAGUUGGAAUAGUCAUAUCUGUAUUUUCUGACUAGUAAUGGGAGAGCUUUAAUCCAUUUGGAAUCAUUUUAUAAACUGUAGGAUUUCUAUUUAUAGUUGUUGGAAGCCUUAUUUAUAAUUAAAUUAUCUUCAAAUAAAGUAAAUAUGGGUCUAGUACUAUAACUUAAGAAUUUAACUUAACUUUGUUAGAUAAACAUGACUAAGAGCAUUAAGGCUACCAUAAGCUUGCAGAUCAUGAAAAUAAACAUAAACAUCACAAAAAUAAUUUCCAUCAUAAUAAUAAUAAUAAUCAUCAUUUAAAUUAAAAUGAAAAACAUUCUUAAAAUGUAAAAAAAGAUCAAGAUAAAAGUAUGUCUUAAAUCAUCAAUGCAGAUUAGAUUUGA